GGCCCGGCCUGUGGUGUUGCUGUCAAACGUGGUCGCCAUUCAACUCAACUCUGGUUCAGCUGUCAGUCGGCUGACAGUCAAGUUGCCGAGCAGACCGAGCAGCCAAAAAUGCAGACUGUGAAAUAAUGCCUUUAACGAGCUUAAAGCUGAUUAACAGCUGCUUGUGCAGGGCUCGAUUGGCAAAUACCCUGUAACUUAAACUUUACAAGACUUAUGCCAAGCUGUUCUAAGUAAGCCGUGCAGCAGCUGUGCUUCUUCUAGACCUAACUUGAGACUUUGACAAAUUCAUUUCUAAAUAACUGAAAUACUUUUCGUCUGAACGAUAUGAAUAUAAUGCAUGUGGAUAGACGCAGGGAGAGGCAGAGGGUCAAAAGAGAGAAGAGUAGCUCGACUCGACUGUGAAGGCUGGACAAGCAUUUAUAUAUACUUUAUCGGGUCGCAUAUGCCUCCAACAUACUCCCCUUCACACAUUCUGAAUGAGUACAGGGUAUACAAAUGUCAUUGUUAUACACAGAACGGAGACUAUAUCAAUUUCAGUUCAAGAUAUACCCUUUAAUGCAUGUUGACAACUCAGUUUCAGCCAGUUGGGCAACUCUGGAAUCCGGAGAGCAAAUGUCAGUCGAAGAGAUUUUUGCGGCAUGCACAAGCUCGGCGCCAGGUCAAAGUUGGCCAAAGUUGUGCGUCAACAUUUUGUAGCAAUUCGUAAUUGUUUUCAUUUUCCCUUUUUGUUGUUGCUGCUUUCCAAUUGAAUUGAUAUCGCAAAUUGUAAGGAUGAAUACAUUAAUCUUCCGCCCGAUAACCUACUCGGAGUUCACUUUGAGGGCGCCCACGACCCGAAGCCGUCGAAUGCGUGCCCAUCAAUUGGCCAGCGGCCUGCUCCGGCACGGCGAGCAAGUGAGGCAGACGCUGCCCGAAACCCGGCGGCCCAACUACGGCGAGUUCAAGCAGCUGGUGGGCGCCGUGCACGGUGGGAGCAGCCAGGCGGUUGAGACCAGACAGGUUGGCGUCUACGACAGCCUGGUCGAUUUGCAUCGGCGGCGAAUGGAUCGCAAUUUCCUAAAGAACAUCAAGUCGACGCUGAAUACGCGACUGUCGCCGGAAAAUCGCACAAACCAGCUGGACUACCAGCACAUGAACAAGGGCCUGGAGACAAAGCAGAAUAUAUUGCGCAACAACAUGAUACUGUUGCGCCGCAUGAACGAGAUCCAGCGGGUGCAGGGCCGCGUGGACUGCUUCAACAGCAGCUUCCAAUUAACGCGCCCGAGUCGCCACAGAAUUGAGCAGCAGGCAGCGGUGCUUAGCCGAGAGAAUCAUCGGCUGGGCUGCCGGCUGUUGCGCGUCAAAUCCAAGGUGGACUCGCACAAUCCCUGGCGUACAGCACUGUCCGUCACGGUGUCCGAUCCCACCGAGGAACUGGUGCGCAAAUAUAGCGUAUAUAUGCCGACGCCCCUGCCCCGAAAGCCCGUGCACUCGCCCAGGGAGAUGCUGCGUCCGGUCAUUUACUUUGAUCUGGCCUUGCACCGGGGCCAGCAUCUGGGCCGCAUCUGCAUUCAGCUCUACACAGAGGUCAGUCCGGAGGUGGUGCUGGAAUUUGUGCGCCUGGCCAUCGACAACAAUGUCGGGGCGCACAAAUUCCAGCGCGUCUUUCCCGAUCUGUGGAUGGAGGGCGAGCUGUUGCCGCAUUCACGCGAUGCCCUCGAGAAUCAUCACGAUCAUCCAUCACCGCUGGAUGCCAGGCAGCUGAAGGGCGUUCUAUCGUACUCCUGGAGCCAUCGCCAGAGUUUCCCCCAUGGCCUGCUGCUCUAUACGAUUAGCUUUAAGACGUUGGCGGUGAUGCCGCUCAAACGGGUUAUUUUCGGUCGGGUGCUCAGGGGCUUUCGCCUGCUCGAGAUCUGCCGGGAGUUUGGCACCAAGGGCGGCAAGCUCAAGCAGUGUAUUGAGGUAGUCAAAUGUGGAUUGCUCUAGCAAUCAUGGUGGCAGCGGCAGCGACUGCGGCGGCGGCGGAGGCGGCGUCUCCUGUGGCCCCGAAAAGUGUCCACUGAGAUUUCAAAAUCUGUAGCAUACUUUUCUGCGCCACUGCGCACACAUUUCCGCCAAAUUCCCACCAUAAAAAUUAUAAAGUAUGCCUGCAUUGCGUUAUCGACUGGGCGUGCCCGCCUCUCA
This is a messenger RNA of Drosophila montana, 2163 nucleotides long. RefSeq lists its product as uncharacterized. The record is from RefSeq and is a predicted model, not a curated record. Lineage: Eukaryota; Metazoa; Arthropoda; Insecta; Diptera; Drosophilidae. The coding region runs from base 772 to 1965 and encodes 397 amino acids. Gene Ontology annotation, molecular function: peptidyl-prolyl cis-trans isomerase activity. Gene Ontology annotation, biological process: protein peptidyl-prolyl isomerization. The transcript has a single exon.